CGCUGUAACCCAGCUGUAUUUUUGGUGAGGCACAAACCCCUGGGGGGAGAGGGCUAAAGAGAGAGAGAGAGUGAGAGAGGCAGAGGGAGGAGGAGCGGGGUGGGGGUUACUUCUCUCCGUGUUUCUGCCGUGCACAGCAGCGAACUCCCUCCUUUCUCGCAGUGCGCUGAACCUACAUGCGGCAGGUGUGUGCACCGACUGUCCGCGAAGCUCUCCUCACAUUGACUACAUUUGGGACUGAUUUUGGAUACUAAACCGAGGCGGUAACUCACGUUGCAGGUCGGCUGCAUAGAAUCCACCUCGGUUGUGAGGAUGUUGCAGUGAAAGGCAGCAGAGCAUCUUCUCCACUGCUUCGCACUCUGCCGGCAUCGUCAGCUGUUGCUCUAGCAGAGAGUGGAAGUGUCGGGAGCAACAGAAAAAAAAGGCCAAACUAUGCGACUGAUUUCCAAACGGUAACCGUUUUCCACCCAAAGUCGACCGGGGAGCGGAUGCGAGCAGAGGUUGUCAACGAGCCUCUGAGUAUUUUCUGCCCUUUGACGGUGCUGGAGGAGCUGUGCCAAUGGAGAAAGCGACUCCACCGCCCCAGCCCCAGCUCCAGCUGUCGAUAGCGAAGACUGAAAGUCCAGCGGAGGACAUCUCCGGUCUGUCUGAUGAGGAGCUGCUCAAGUGGUCCAAGGAGGAUCUGGUGCGGCGGCUGAGGCGGUCCGAGGCCGACAAGAUGAGCGUGAUUCUGGACCACGGGAAUCUCAUCCGAGAGGUCAAUCGCAGCCUCCAGCUGCAUUUGAACGAGAUCAGGGGGCUGAAGGACAUUAAUCAGAAGCUGCAGGAGGACAACCGUGAGCUGCGGGACUUGUGCUGCUUUCUGGACGAUGACCGUCAGAAAGGAAAGCGUGUCUCCAGGGAGUGGCAGCGCCUGGGACGAUACAGUGCCAGCAUCAUGCGCAAAGAGGUGACGCUGUAUCUCCAGAAACUCAAGGAGCUGGAGCAUCGACAGGAGGAGGUAAUCCGCGAGAACCUGGAGCUGAAGGAGCUCUGCCUGCUGCUGGACGAAGAGAAGGGGGUGGUAGUUGGAGGAGGUGGCAGCGGAGGAAGUGGAGGCGGAGGGGGUGUAGGGACAGGAGGGUGCCGCAACUCCAUAGACAGUCAGAACAGUUUACUGCUGGUGCCUGGGCAGGGGCUCCUGAUGAGAGACGUGGGGGAUGGGAGCAGCACUUCCAGCGCUGGGAGCGCUGACAGCUCCGAUCACCCUCAUCAUAAGCAGCCUCACCUGGCUGUGGGAGUGGGUGGAGUUGGGAGUGGUGGGGAAAAAGGGAGCCCUGAGCUUGUACAUAAACCCAGGUGUAGCAGCAUCAGUGGAAUGGGAGGAGGAAGCGGAGGUGACAGGGAGGUGUCCAGUCCCGAGCACCCAGCUGGGCGCCAUCGAAGUACAAGCCUAGAGUACCCAUACACCCUGCCCCAGCUCUGCCGACCCCGCUGCGGCUCCAUAUCCGUGCCUGACCACAGUCGAGCCAUACGAGGCCUCAGCCCGGAAAAAUAUGGGAAGAACGUGGGCCGACGCAGUCCGGAGCAGCACCCCAAGCACCACAGCUCUGAUCUCCUCCUGGGCCAGAGGCAGCACUACCUGGGCCAGGGAGGAAGCGGGGAGCUCUUUCAGAGGCACCACAGGAGCAGCAUAAGCAGUACAGGCUGUGGGAGCCCUGAGCCCCGACAGGCACAUUUAGGGACCAGUGAGCACCAUGAAAAGGGUUGCGUGGUCCCAGGGGGCAGCCCCGAAACUCAUAGGCACCAGUACAGUAUGAGUCCUGACCAUGUGAAGUUUGGCAGCCCUGUGAGAGAUGGGCAGAGGAGGCCAGCUGGAGACGAGCUAUCGCCACAUCAUCGGAGCAUCUACAAUGGCAUGAAUGCUUUGAUAUCAGCCGGCUGCUGCACUAACAACUGUAGAAAUGUCAAGCUAUGGGACAGCUUUGAUGCCUCCUCUUGACCCCAACUUGACCAGUUAGGCUCCUCAAACAGAGGAGGGGUCGCAGUGGUACUGCCCUCCUGCGCCUCUGGCCUUGAUAAGACACGAGGGCCCAUGGGCGCCGCUGUCCAUGGCUCCGCAUGGUCUGUCGCCCAUGGCCUCAUCCAUGUCCACAGCCCUGAAACAGCCUGCCUCCAUUUUUUCAUUUCUACAUAUCAAGAGUUUAAGGGGAGGGGAGUUUCUUGCGAGAAUGCUAUUAGUACGGUUGGUACAACUGGAAGACUGCCACAGCUAUAAGGAUUAGAGUGGAUAUCUCCCCUUGCCAACUGUGACACAGCUACCUCCCAGAGAGAGCACCCAGAGAGAAGGGGAGGGACGCUGGGGAUCGGUGAGAGGAGACGGAGAGGACUCUGCACUGUUCGUGCUGCUACCCCCCUGUUUACAAAUGUAGAUCAUUGGUGGAGAAGCACAUAAAUGAAACUUUCUAUACCCUGCUGUUCUCAACUUUAACUAUUUUCCUACACUGUUUCCUCUUUCUCUCUUCUACUUCCCUCCUUUAGCCCCGCUGUUGUCCCAUUUUUUUCCCGCUCUCUCCCUCCUCCCGUUCAUCUUCAGACAUUCACCAUCCAAAGUGUAUAAUGAGACUGGUGUAAUCUAAUGUUCUGUCUCUCAGUCUCCAGAUCCAGCCGAUCACAUGAUUGCCAUCGUCUCCUCUCCUUUCCUCGUAAAAUUCUGAACUUUUUCAGCCAUUUAAACUGAACUUAAAAAUAAAACAAAAAAUUUGUCAAAGAUGUUCUAGCAAAGAAAAAAAAAACCCAACUUUUCCUGUGUCUUAAACCAAGAUGGUCAACAUUACUAGCUGCUGACAGAUGUUCUAGUUCCAUAAGAUGCAAUGUUCAGGUGUAAUUUUUCUUUUUUGUAUUAUCUUCUUUGCUCCCUUAAAGCGCCUAUAUUGAAGCUGGGGAGAAGAUUAUACGUUUCUCCAUGUUGUUUUAUACAAGGAAGUAAAGUUCAAGUAAAAAGUAGAUUAUUGGAUUAGUUUUCUAUAUAUCUAUAUAUAUAAAUAUAAUAUGAUUAUUAUUUUUGACUUACUGGUAUUAGAACUAUUAUAUGAAGAUGCAUAUGAUAUAUAUAUAUCAAAUAAUAAACAGACUUCUUUAUGUAAAAGUG
Messenger RNA from Seriola aureovittata, 3130 nucleotides. It is a transcript of the gene ccdc85al, whose product is annotated as coiled-coil domain containing 85A, like. The coding region runs from base 560 to 1981 and encodes 473 amino acids. NCBI's taxonomy places the organism in Eukaryota, Metazoa, Chordata, Actinopteri, Carangiformes, Carangidae. The transcript is spliced from 4 exons. The record is from RefSeq and is a predicted model, not a curated record.